AUGGGGAUGUACUCUCUGACUAGCGAAUUGUCUACCUUCAAGAACCGAAGUGCAAUGAAGGUUAGAGUUAUUCGUACCUACUUGGUCAGGGAAAAGAAAGGUUCUUCUGACAUAAAGAGUCAAAAAUUGGUCUUACACGACCCAGAGGACACUGUCAUUCAUGCAAGUAUACCAGCAAAGAUUGUUCCAAAGUUUAUCCAUAGUUUUGUAGAAGGCAAAGUGUAUGGUGUCAAGAACUUUUACGUUGUUUCAAACUGGCAUACCUACAAGACUAACAUGCACGAAUAUAUGCUGCAAUUCAAUCAUGAAACUAUUUUCAAAGAAUUGAGGUCAGAGAAUUUUCCUUGGUAUAUGUACAGACUAAGGUCCUUCAAUAGUUUGAAAGGUAAUUCAGAAUUAAAUGGGAAAGAGCUCAUUGAUAUCAGUGGUCGGGUUGUUGAAGUUUAUGGACCUCAAGAAAAAAAUAUUGGUGGACAUAAUGCUAGGCUCAUAGACUUUGUGCUAGAGGAUGCCAAUGGUGAGGUCAAAAUCUGCUCAUCUUAUGAUGUAACUCAAGUCCUAUUUAAUCUGGACUAUCCUGAAUUUAUCAACUUCAUGGACAGUCUUAGAGACAUAGGAUAUCAAACACCGAUGAAAAGUAUAGCUUCCCUAUCAAGUUUUAGUUUUAAAAACACUAUGGAUGAAUCCAGCAGUAAGUCUAUGGAACUAAUCACCAUAAAUGAGAUCUAUGACAAUGAUAAGGUUGCCGCAAGGAUUUCGGGUAUUGUUAAUCCCACUGAUUGGUUUUAUAGCUCUUGUAGGAAGCCUGGAUGCAACGAAAAACUGGAAAUUUCUGAAGGAGUCAAUAAGUGUUUCAAGUGUCUUAAGAUUUGGGAAGAUGGGAUUUUAAGGUAUAAGAUUACAUUGCGUGUUGUGGACAUGAAGGGUAAUGCUUCAUUUUUACUAUGGGAUAGGGAGUGCCUGGAGUUGAUAGGAAUUAUAGCAGCAGAGCUAUAUGAAAGGAGUAAUAAGACCAAUGAGCCAUUACAGCAGAUCACAAAUUUGGUAGCCAAGACUUUGCUGUUUCAGAUUACAGCAAAGAAAGAUCACACAUCCCACCAUAAUGAAUGCAACUCUGACAUGCCGAUAAGUCUGGGUGAUGAUGAUUUUUUGGAGGGUUUUUUAAGUGAUGAAGCGGAAAGUCCCAUAGCAAUUUUGCCUCCUGUAGCUGUUGGUGAUGCAACUGAGGAACCUAUUUAG
Molecule: messenger RNA, 1239 nt
Organism: Ipomoea triloba (trilobed morning glory)
Lineage: Eukaryota; Viridiplantae; Streptophyta; Magnoliopsida; Solanales; Convolvulaceae
Exons: 9
Coding region: 1-1239 (412 amino acids)
Source: RefSeq, a predicted model, not a curated record